Euleptes europaea (tarantolino) is the source of this 5234-nucleotide messenger RNA. RefSeq names its product signal induced proliferation associated 1 like 3 (gene SIPA1L3). Gene Ontology annotation, molecular function: GTPase activator activity; protein binding. The coding region runs from base 115 to 5232 and encodes 1705 amino acids. Lineage: Eukaryota; Metazoa; Chordata; Lepidosauria; Squamata; Sphaerodactylidae. Gene Ontology annotation, biological process: establishment of epithelial cell polarity; regulation of small GTPase mediated signal transduction; activation of GTPase activity. The transcript has 20 exons. Gene Ontology annotation, cellular component: Golgi apparatus; cytoplasm; plasma membrane. The record is from RefSeq and is a predicted model, not a curated record.
CAGGCCAGCAGCACAUGGCGCCUUCCUUCCCAGCAGUGGCUGAGGCCUGCGUGUCCCGAUGGAGAUGAGCAGGGCCUUCCCACCGGGCGAAGGAGUUAGUGCUGCCUGUGGACUAUGACCUCGUAUCGGCCUGUUCGUGAGAGCGGAGAUCUGGGGGGACCGGGCUUGAAAGGCGGCGACUACUGCUCUUUGGGUUUCUGGGCUCCCAAUGGCUGCACCAGGCACCUCGAGGGCACUGCCGCCUCGCGGCCAGCCACCACAACCCCGGCCAUGCCGAAAAUGGGCGUCCGGGCCAGAAUCGCCGACUGGCCCCCCAAGAAAGAAGGGCUGAAGGAUCCCGCCAUCCCCAGCCUGUCACGAGACCUGGAGACCCCGGCCUCUGCGCCACAGGGCUUCCAGAAUGGCCAGCUUCCCAGCGGAGCCGUUCCCUCGGGGUUCAGAGGUUUCCAGCGCCUGGCCCGGAGGAGGUCCAAGGAUGCCGAGUUCCAGGACAGCUGGCCUCGGUCCCCAGGCCGGGGGUUCCUUCCGCUGCGAAACCGGAGCAGCAGCGAGGUCACGCUCAGCGAGUGUGACCUGGACGAGGCCUUCGAGCCCCGGGGGGCCAAGCUGGCCAGCGGCCUGCCCCUCUUCCGCGAGUACGGCAGCACCUCCUCCAUCGAUGUGCAGGGCAUCUCGGAGCAGAGCUUCUACGACAUGCUGAAGGAGUUCCGCAAUGGGAACCCUCUCUCCCAGCCGCUGGAGUCUUGCCGGGCUCCCCGGAGUGGGAAGGCCGAAGCCAGGAACCCUCAAGGGCUGCCCCUGCUGGGGGAGGAAUUCUCCCUGCAGCACAAGGAGAAGUCCCGCAAGAAGGGUCCCAAGGCAGAGGCGGGCGGCGGGGACUCCAUCUUCAGGAAGCUGCGAAGUGGGCGGAGCGACCAGGAGGCCGGCAAGGCCCUCUCCGACCCCGAGGAAGGCAAGGGCCAGGAAGGGGGCCGGGCCUGGCUGUGUCAGAAGAGCUUUGCCCACUAUGACGUCCAGAGCAUGCUCUUUGACCUCAACGAGGUGGUGGCCAGGCGGGCCUACGUCGCGCAGAGGAGGAACACUGCUACGGGGGCCUCUGCCGCAUCCGCUGUCUCUGCGGCUGUCUCCCGGUCCUGUGGCCUGGGGGGCCUAGAGCUCCCCACAACCUCCUUCCUCAGCACCGAGGAGCUGAGCUACAAGGAGAACCUGGAGCACGACCCCGGAGACAACAACAGCAACAGCCUCCUGCUCAGCUGCCCUCACUUCCGCAACGAGAUUGGCAGUGAACAAGAGCGCAAUGUCAGCUUCUCUCGGGCCUCUGCCAGCUCCCUUGGGGGCGGGGAGGGCAGCCCAGUGGAGGCUUGCCCUGCCACGUACUGCACCAACGCCAGCAUCUCUGUGCUGGAAUUCCCCAAGGAGCAGCAGCAAAAUGCCAGCAGGCUGAAACACUACAGCAUUGAGCACGUGGACUUGGGUGCCCGCUACUACCAGGAUUAUUUCUGUGGUAAAGAGCAUUCCAACUACUUUGGGGUGGACGAGAAGUUGGGGCCUGUGGCCGUCAGCCUCAGGCGCGAGAAGCUGGAGGACCACCGGGAGCAUGGGCCUCAGUACCAAUAUAGGAUUAUCUUCCGCACCAGCGAGCUGACAACUCUCCGGGGGUCCGUUCUGGAGGACGCCACACCCACCACCACCAAGCAUGGGACUGUCCGUGGGCUGCCUCUCAAAGAUGCGCUGGAGUACACGGUCCCCGAGCUGAACAUCCACUGCUUGCGACUGGCCCUGAACGUACCCAAAGUGACAGAGCAGCUGCGGAAGCUGGAUGAGCAGGGGCUCUGCCGGAAGCACAAGGUGGGCAUCCUGUACUGCAAAGCCAACCAGAGCUCGGAGGAGGAGAUGUACAACAACGAGGGAGCAGGGGCGGCCUUGGAGGAGUUCCUGGAGCUGCUCGGGGAGAAGGUGUGCCUGCGGGGCUUCAGCAAGUACGCCGCCCAGCUGGACACCAAAACCGACUCCACGGGCAUCCACUCCCUCUACACCACCUACCAGGGCUACGAGAUCAUGUUCCACGUUUCAACGAUGCUCCCUUACACCCCGAACAACAGGCAGCAGUUGCUUAGGAAGAGGCACAUCGGGAACGACAUUGUCACCAUCAUCUUCCAGGAGCCGGGGGCCCAACCCUUCACCCCACAGAACAUCCGCUCCCAUUUCCAGCAUGUUUUUGUCAUUGUCCGUGCCCAGAAUCCCUGCACGGAGAACGUUUGCUACAGCGUGGCCGUGACCCGCUCCAAAGACGUCCCGCCCUUUGGGCCAGCCAUCCCAAGCAGAGCCGCGUUCCGCAAAUCGGACGUCUUCCGAGAGUUCCUGCUGGCCAAGGUGAUCAACGCUGAGAACGCCGCCCACAAGUCGGACAAGUUCCACACCAUGGCCACUCGCACCCGCCAAGAGUAUUUGAAGGACCUUGCUGAGAACUGUGUCACCAGCACCCCCCUUGACUCCACGGGGAAGUUCAACCUCAUGUCGCUGGCCUCCAAGAAGAAGGAGAAGACGAAAGCCCGGGUGGGGGCAGAGCAGUACAGUGCCGGGGCCAUCGCCUGGAGGGUCUGGGCCCAGGAUUACACCCAGGGGGCAGAAAUCGAAGGCAUCCUGGGCAUCUCCAAUGAGUUCAUCGUUCUCUUGGACCUGGCCACCAAGGAAGUGGUGUUCAACUGCUUUUGUGCGGAUGUGAUCGGUUGGUCUCUGGACUCCUUUGCCAUCAAGAUCUUCUACGGUCGUGGGGACCACAUCUUUGUCCGGGCCCUGGAGAGCAAUCCCGGUGACAUCAAGGAGAUUGUGCAGCGGCUGAAGGUGAUGACCUCUGGCUGUGAGACGGUGGAGAUGACACUGCGGAGGAAUGGGCUGGGCCAGCUGGGCUUCCACGUGAAGUUUGACGGGACAGUGGCGGAGGUGGAGGAGUACGGCUUUGCCUGGCAGGCGGGGCUGCGGCAGGGCAGCCGGCUGGUGGAGAUCUGCAAGGUAGCCGUGGUCACGCUCAGCCACGACCAGAUGAUCGACUGGCUGCGCACCUCCGUGACAGUGAAGGUGGUCAUCAUCCCUCCACACGACGACGGCACUCCUCGCAGGGGCUGGGCCGAGUCCUUCAAAGUGAGCACCAUGGAGGCCAAGAUGGAGCCGGAGAGCCUGCCGGUGGGUUACCGGCCCCCGUACCGCAGCAACGCCACUUGGCAGUGGAGCGGGUCUGCCACCCAUGGUUCCUCUCUGGCUUCCAAGUGGGGGGAGCAGCCGGCCCCCGGCCAGUCCCAGUCCCUCACAAAGCCCCCAAAGCAGAGUUCAGCAGCCCCGUACCGAGAGUCGCAGCCCGCGCAUCACGGCAAGAGGCCGGUGAGCUUCCCAGAGACCCCCAACGUGGCAUCGUCCUCGCCUGCUGGAGCAGAGAGGACACAAGCUUACCGGCAGCCCUCUGGCAGCUUUUCCGGAAUGGCCUAUGCCCGCUACAAGCAUUCCCCGGACAGAUAUGCAGCCUCCUGCCCACGGCCUCUGGCGCCCUUCGACCCGCUGCAGGGCCAGGAGGUGACCUCCAACGGAGACUCGUCCUCAGGAGGGCCGGCCAGCCAGGAGAGCACCAUGGAGAGGACCAAGCCUGAGCCGCUUUGGCACGUCCCGGUGCAGUCCCGACUCUCGGCAGCUUCUGGGAGCAGCGCGAGCAAACGGCCAAGCAGGCAGGAGCCGGCGGGCAAGGAGUCCCCCAACCGACACUCCAAAGGUGAGGGGCCGUAUUCCAGCAGCCAUUCCAGCAGCAACACCCUGUCCAGCAACGCCUCCAGCAGCCACAGCGAUGAGCGAUGGUUCGACACCCCCGACCCCGCCGAGCCCGAGCCGGACCCCCUGGCCAAGGGGGGCUCCAGCGACAGCGGCAUCGACGCCACCAGUGCCAAACCCACACGCCGGGACAAGCUGCCGACCGUCUCCCCUCCCUAUGGCGGCCCCCUGCACGAGGGCAGCAGCAGCGGCAGCAGCAAGAGGAGGGAGCCAUCGCCCGGGGUCGGCUCCAGUGGGCAGAGCUGGGGCUACCGCCCCAAAGCCCUCGGUGUGGGAGCCAGCCUGGCUGGCCGGGGGGGCAACAGCAGCAGCAGCAAUAACAGCCACUUCAAACACCCAAGCCAUAACAGCUCCCGUGCAACUUACCCUGCCCAGGUGUACAAGACGCUGGCAGCGGAGGGCCCCCGGGCCCCACACAUGUCUCAGUCCAGCUCCUUCCAGCUCUCAGCUUCUGUGCCCAAGUCCUUCUUCUCCAAGCAGAGCAGCAGGAACAAGCACCUGCCGGUGGGGUGGAAGCGGGGCGAGGAGAUCCCCACCAGGCCUGGCACCUCCACAGACCUAAAGAAGCAAGUUGACUUGAGCACCAAGAACGUCUUUGGCCAGCCGCGGCUGCGGGCAUCCCUGCGCGACCUUCGCUCCCCACGCAAAACCUACAAGUCCACCAUUGAGGACGACCUGAAGAAGCUGAUCAUCCUGGACGGCAGCCUGGCGGAGCAGGAGCCGGAGCCGUCCCCCCAGAAAACUCUCCAGCGGACGCUGUCGGAUGAGAGCCUGUGCAGCGGGCGACGCGAUGCCACCUACGCCAGUGCCUACUGCUUCGAGCAGCCCCUACCCAGUGACGUCCUCUUCACCAGCACCCACCCCUCCAGCACUCUGCCUGUGCGGAAACCGCACCCGGCCCCCACCCAGGGCAGCUUCUCGGAGAAGAAGUCCCCUAUCUCUGCCUCGGAGCUCUCGUUGAGUGACAAGCCCCUGCGGCGCAUCGACCCGGGCCUGAUGCCGCUGCCGGACACGGCCGCUGGCUUGGAGUGGUCCAGCUUGGUCAACGCCGCCAAGGCCUAUGAAGUGCAGAGAGCCGUCUCCCUCUUCUCCCUCAACGAGUCUGUGCUGAGCCCCGAGGGGCCGGGCCGGGAGCACCUGAGCCUGGAGAGGCAGCCUACACCCCGUGCCACGCCGACCAUGAGCGAGGAGCCCCCAGCGGAUCUCACAGGCAAAGUCUACCAGCUGGAGGCCAUGCUGAAGCAGCUGCACAACGACCUCCAGAAAGAGAAGCAGGAUAAGGUGGUGCUGCAGGCGGAAGUGGCCAACCUCCGGCAGAACAACCAGCGCCUCCAGGAGGAGUCGCACACGGCCAACGAGCAGCUACGCAAGUUCGCCGAGAUCUUCUCCAGUGCGGUGGAGAAGAAGGAGCUGUGAGC